AUCAUCAUCAUCAUCGUUGUUAUCAUCAUCAUAUAGAAGUUGAGCAUAGCAGAAGCAGUAGUACCGCGUCGUAGUUAGUCGCUGGCUCUUUUACUCUCGCCCUUCGAACAGCACUCGCUCUGCAGCGAGAACGACAAGAGGAAGAAAGAAGGAAAGAAGACGACGUAUAGCAUACGAAAAUCGUAAGUCUGCUCAGCGCUCAGCAGCAGCAGCAGCAGCAACGGCAGCAGCUCAGUCAGUUCGUCGCAGGGGCUCGUCGUAGUUAGUUUGCAGGUACGGAGAGCUCUUGAGCAUACACGCUCGUAACAUCCCGCGCUAAUAUAUACGCACCAGCAACUACAUGUAUAUGUACAGUAUACGACAGUCGGUCAGUAGUCAGUCAUAGUCGACACUGUAUAAAAAGCGAUAGGCAGCAUCGCAGCAGCGAGCGCCUCCUCCCACUCUCUCUCUCUCUCGCUCUUUUCUCAUACUCUCUCCGAGUAUACGAGUCCCCCUCUCUCGAGGCACGUAAGCACACACGCUCUCACACUGGUGGAGAGAUCGCCACAGACAGGCCAGCUGGAUCUGGAUCAUCUGCACGAGUCACAGUCUCAGCCGGGUAGCGCAGAGUUAAAGAACACGAUUCAGGAACAGAACGAAGCCAACGACAGCAUCAUGCCGGAGAACGCGCACCAUAUGAACGGCUACGCCAAUGGCCACACGCCACCAGAACUACAGCAGGACACGAGUUUCCUCUUCACCUCCGAGUCCGUUGGCGAGGGACAUCCAGACAAAAUGUGCGAUCAAAUCAGUGAUGCCAUUCUGGAUGCUCAUCUCAGGCAAGAUCCCGAUGCCAAAGUUGCCUGUGAAACUGUUACAAAGACUGGAAUGGUAUUAUUGUGUGGAGAAAUCACUUCUAAAGCUGUAGUAGAUUAUCAAAAAAUUGUACGUGAUACUGUGAAUCAUAUAGGAUAUGAUGAUUCUUCCAAAGGAUUUGAUUGGCGUACAUUGAAUCUUAUGGUGGCAAUCGAACAGCAAUCUCCAAAUAUAGCUGAUGGAGUUCAUGUUGACAGAGCAGAAGUGGACGUAGGUGCAGGCGAUCAGGGUUUAAUGUUUGGAUAUGCUACUGAUGAAACAGACGAAUGCAUGCCGCUAACAGUGGUGUUAGCACACAGGCUUAAUCAGAAGAUUGCUGAAUUGAGACGAAGUGGAGAACUAUGGUGGGCACGACCCGAUUCUAAGACUCAGGUAACAUGUGAAUAUAAAAUGGAUCAUGGUGCAUGUGUACCAAUUAGAGUACACACAGUAGUAGUCUCUCUCCAACACAGUGAAAAAGUCUCUUUGGAAGAUUUGCGCCAAGCUAUAAUGGACAAAGUUAUCAAAGAAGUUAUUCCAGCUAAAUAUUUGGAUGAAAGGACAGUUUUUCAUGUUAAUCCUUGCGGACUAUUUAUCAUUGGAGGCCCACAGAGUGAUGCUGGUCUCACUGGGCGUAAAAUUAUUGUUGAUACCUAUGGAGGUUGGGGUGCUCAUGGAGGAGGUGCUUUCUCAGGAAAAGAUUUUACUAAAGUUGACAGAUCUGCUGCGUACGCUGCUCGAUGGGUAGCAAAAUCGUUGGUUAAAGCCGGGCUCUGCAGGCGCUGCUUAGUACAAGUAUCAUAUGCAAUUGGUGUUGCAGAACCUUUAUCUAUUACAGUCUUUGAUUAUGGAACAUCAAAGCUGUCUCAAAAUGAACUUUUAGCGAUAGUAAACAAAAACUUUGACUUACGUCCUGGAAAAAUUGUCAAGGAGCUUAAUUUGCGCAAUCCUAUCUAUCAGCAAACAAGCACAUAUGGACAUUUUGGAAGGGACUGCUUUACUUGGGAACAACCCAAAACCCUAAAACUUGAUUGACUCAAUCCUACAUAAACCAUUUAACUUUGACGAUGUGACAAGCUUCUCCUUGUACCAACUGUAUUCUUUGGUUUUAUGUUUUCUCUAUUUUUUUCGUCGAUCUAUUUUCAUAAAUUUAAAACUCAUGUCACCCAAAUUGUGAAAUUGCUAAUAAUGCCUCUUAAGGUUGAAUUAGUUUUGGAACUGUGUAUUUUUUCAUAAAAAUGUUACUUCGGUUAAAAAAAGUUGCAAAAAAAAUUAGUACAAAUUGAAAUAUUCCAAAAGUGAUCAACCAGCAUGAAAUAAAGUGACUUCUUUAAAAGAAGAAAAGUGUGGACAUGAAAUCAAAGAAUAUAUGAUGCUUUGCAUGUUCAGUUUUUUUAGUCAAUUUAAUCAAUUUAUUUACUCUUGAUCAAUUAUUCAAUUAUAAACAUGCAAAGUAGAAGUUCAGUUCCACGUUUAUAAAAGGUGGCAUGUGUAUGUAUGUCUGUAUGUAUGUAUGUGUGUUUGUAUGUAUGAGUUAAACAGUCACGUUACUUUUGGUAAAAAAAAAAAAAAAAUAGUACUAACUGCAGAUGUCUCGUCGAAGGUACAGCACGAGGGAUGCAGUGGUUCCUAGUUUGUAAAGUUGUAGAAAAAUAGAAAUUGUAUUGUAUUCGCGAAUUUUAAACUCUUAGUUGUUAAGAUAUACAUAAAAUAGCAUUUGCAUGUUUCUUGUUCAGCCACGCUCCCCUCAUGCUAAACCCAUCACAGGAAUGAAGUUUGAAAAAA
Molecule: messenger RNA, 2619 nt
Organism: Trichogramma pretiosum
Lineage: Eukaryota; Metazoa; Arthropoda; Insecta; Hymenoptera; Trichogrammatidae
Gene: Sam-S
Product: S-adenosylmethionine synthase
Exons: 8
Coding region: 655-1869 (404 amino acids)
Biological process (GO): S-adenosylmethionine biosynthetic process
Cellular component (GO): cytosol
Molecular function (GO): ATP binding; methionine adenosyltransferase activity
Source: RefSeq, a predicted model, not a curated record